ACGCUCACGGCCUUCCAACUCUGACAAUCAGCCCUCUUGAGCCUGUCCUGUCGAAGGUCUCUAACGUUAAGAACGCGUGAUGGAGCAGAAAGAUGUGGUUGACAUAUCUAUUACUCAAAACGGAAGAGGAAUCGGAAACAAACUUCCCCUCGAGUUAAUAGACGCAAUCGUUGAAAACAACAGAGACGACAAAGACUCUUUACUCGUGUCAUCGUGUGUAUCCAAGUCAUGGUGCGCGGCUUCCCUACGACACCUCUUCUCCACCGCACUUUUUUCAUCUGAAGGUGAUCUUAUGCGCUGGCGUGACAUUGGAUCCCAUUUGCCCCAAGUACCUCUUUUUGUUAAGAAGGUCAUGUUCGAGCCCGGGGCUCAUUUCAACGUUGGCCCAAUCCUGUCACUGAAUAAUCCAUACCCAGAUGAUGCUCUGAUGCAUCUCACGUGCCCCGACACAGUCUAUUCCUCCAGUCCUUCAUGUUUUCAGCUCCCUGAUAUGCCACAGGCUCGUAAACUAAUAUGGGAUACCCCAUUCUCACAUCCGAUUUACUGCACGGUUUCAAUGCAGCAGUUCCUAUCGACAUUUUGCUCUCUCAAGGAGGUGGAGCUCUCGGGGGACUUUGCGACCAUCUCUGAUACAAAACGAUUCCUGAAACUGUUGCCCCGGAUAGAAAUUCUCAAUAUCAAAGCCAUCGACAUCAAUGACGCAGGUUUUUCCGGGGGGUCCCUGGCCUUCGCUGGCGACAUGACCAAUCUUCGUAGGCUAUCAGUUGAGGAAUGUGAAACACCGUUGGACUGGCUGGUUGAUGACAUCCUAGCAGUAUCAUGUCCCAAAAAUCUUCAGAGUAUCUACUACGAAGACAACUUCCCUUUCUCCCAGAAGGCAUUCACCUGUCUCGUCGCCCUUUCUGCCCAGUCCCUCGAGGAGCUGACCAUUCAAUCGCCAUACUAUGUGACCCCUCAUGGACCCUGGACAAACCCGCCUCCCUUCACGAACCGGUCUUUUCCUUCAUUGACGUCCCUAAUGUUUGGCAUCGUCCAGCUGGGUUUUCCCCUCAAACCACUGUCUUCAGUGGACUGGUGCCGUAGGGUCAUAGAAGUCCUCCCACCGGCUCCGAAAUUGACUUCCCUCACCAUGCUCAUUUAUGCUGAAGAACCAGAACACAUUGACGGCGUUCUCUCAGAGCUCACUUCAGAGUUGUUUCCCGAGCUGAAAAGGUUCAUCAUGCACGUCUCUAUGCAAACAGAAUUUGGGGCGAACCGAAAAGCACUAUCGGAGGCUCUCCUUAAAGAGAGGCUAGAACGUUUCGGGAAGAAGUUGAAGAUUGAAUGGGUGAAUGAGAAUUCUAUCUCGGGUGGCGACGUGGACUGAGAUUCAGAAUGUACCACUUCUUGAUCAGAAUAUUAAAAGGUAGCCAUUUAUUCGUUGAUGAACAAGUGACUAGCACUUCAUUGUUACUAUCUAUUACUCAAAGCGAUGCAUCAUCAUGAAUACCAACUUUGUUGUCUGACUCGGGAGUGUCCAUC
Desarmillaria tabescens is the source of this 1521-nucleotide messenger RNA. RefSeq lists its product as uncharacterized. The record is from RefSeq and is a predicted model, not a curated record. Lineage: Eukaryota; Fungi; Basidiomycota; Agaricomycetes; Agaricales; Physalacriaceae. The transcript is spliced from 5 exons. Bases 80 to 1366 code for a protein of 428 amino acids.